GGUCAUCGCAACGGGUUCCUCAGACGUGGUGUCCUUCAUCGUGACACCAGCGACGGGAACACACUAUUUUACAUCCCAGAGUUUGAUCCAAAAUGUGCAGUGCCCAUACGACCCGAGGGUGCACCCAAGGAGUGGAUGCCUAUGAGAUAUGGGAUGGCAUCUGAUUGGGGAUCAGGUGCUGACUGGCGUAACCGUGAAGAGUGGAUGAAUACACUGAGACACACGGGCACUCUACCCUUUGCAGCCAACGAGAUCCUGGAUGAAAAGAAGGAUCAUGCGGCGGCCUACGAUCUCCAGUCAUUCUUCUGGCUCGCUUACCUGUUGUGUUUUAACUGCCAGGGAGUGACAUGUCACAUCCCAUGA
Suillus clintonianus is the source of this 363-nucleotide messenger RNA. RefSeq lists its product as uncharacterized. The record is from RefSeq and is a predicted model, not a curated record. Gene Ontology annotation, molecular function: ATP binding; protein kinase activity. Lineage: Eukaryota; Fungi; Basidiomycota; Agaricomycetes; Boletales; Suillaceae. Gene Ontology annotation, biological process: protein phosphorylation. The transcript has 2 exons. The annotation marks the transcript as partial.